Molecule: messenger RNA, 1602 nt
Organism: Durio zibethinus
Lineage: Eukaryota; Viridiplantae; Streptophyta; Magnoliopsida; Malvales; Malvaceae
Source: RefSeq, a predicted model, not a curated record
AUGUGGAACUUGCAUUAGCGACGUUUUUGUUUUGAUUGUUGUAAGUGCUCAUCUCUAUGAUUGAAAGAGAGAUUCAAGCACAAUAUAUAUGGAGCCCAUCGCCACAUAACAGUACAGAAAGCAAGACAGCAAGAGUGUAGAAUAUUUUAUUAAAAAAUAUGCCAAAGAAAAUAUAGAAGGGGCCGGGCAUGAUUUAAUUUUACAGAAAAAGCUUCAGGGACCUGGCAUUAUAAAAAGGUUCCUUUAACAACGAUUAUUGCACUGUUUAGGUGAUCAUGGAGAAUUGAAAAAAGCUGGAAUAUAAUUAGGGGAGAAAGGACGUUGAAAAAGUCCAAGAAAUUAAAAAACAUUAAUUAAAGGCUUUUUUUCACACUGUACAAGAGAAAAAAGUUGAGAUGAAAAAGGACAUACAUGCUUUUAAGUCCCCCCAAGGUUAACAGAAUUUAACCUCAAAUGAAAAAGGACACACGUGCUGUAAGACCCCACAAGGUUAACAGCAUUUAACCUCAAAUGCACGUAUGCAUUUCUUGAUGCCUACUAAAAUAUGCCUAUAAACAUCCUCGUUUCUACUCACACGCAAUCCCCCUCUCCCUCUCAGAAGCCAAAACCCAGAAAUUCCAAUAACAUUCUCCCCUUUCUUCGGAAGCCAUAACCCCGUAAAACCCCAAACCGGCAACAUUGCAGAUAACAAGGAAAACCAAAAUACUAGGAAAACCAAAUGCGACCACCGCCAGAGGCAAUCGCUCAGCUCCUCAUCCACAUGUCCCCACCGCUUUCUUCCCGGGAACCACAAAUGUCUUCCCCUUCAACUUCAACGUGUAACCCCCCGACUUGCAGGUGGCGGCCUUACUCCAACUCAAAUGACUUUGAAGCUAAGGUGGGCAUGGUCUUAAUCAUUCUCUUCUGUGCUCUAAUAUGCUCUCUGGCUCUUAACGCUGCCAUUCGCUGCUGCCUACGUGGCGAUGGUAGGCGCCGCCCACGCUAUUCCCGCAACAACAACCACCUUCCCCAAACGCAGCAAGAACUUGAGCAGAGAAAGCCUGUCUCAGAGGCAGCUGCAGCUAACAUGGUGGCAGCUCCAAUACUGGUUUACUCAACCGGGGUGAAGCUGGCAGGAGCAGAGGCUGAAUGUGCUAUUUGCUUGUCUGAAUUCGUGGAUGGAGAGGGAAUUCAAGUUCUGGCAAACUGUAAGCAUGGUUUCCAUGUACAAUGCAUACAGCAGUGGUUGUCUUCCCAUUCCUCUUGUCCCACUUGCCGCUGUAGUUGCUUUCCUCCAUCUCCAUCCCAAGAAGAAACUAACCACCAAUGCGUUGACAACAGUUCCCAACCAGUGAUUUCCGAGAGGGAACCUUAGAACUGUAGCAGCUUUGGUUGCUCUUCUCCAUAGCGUAUGUAUAUGUUACUUAUUUUGUCUUCAACCAGUACACCUCUGUAUUUAACAUACUCAAAACCUUUCUUACAUUUCAAGUAACUUUUUAUAUUGGCUAAUCUCACUGUCAUCAAUAUCACCGCUCAUCAAAUACACUUAAACGGAAAAACUGAAUUUUAAAAAAUAAAAUAAUAAUAAGAGGACCCGGAGAGAAACAGAGAUCUGUUAAAAUU